Molecule: messenger RNA, 1032 nt
Organism: Botrytis fragariae
Lineage: Eukaryota; Fungi; Ascomycota; Leotiomycetes; Helotiales; Sclerotiniaceae
Product: putative short-chain dehydrogenase reductase protein
Exons: 3
Coding region: 1-1032 (343 amino acids)
Molecular function (GO): oxidoreductase activity, acting on the CH-OH group of donors, NAD or NADP as acceptor
Source: RefSeq, a predicted model, not a curated record
AUGUCAGCAAUUUUAGGUGCCCCUUUUGACCCCAAACUCACAGGUCUUUUGCUUGUAGCCCUUCGGUACUACCCAGAUAAAUUGCGAUCUAUUGUACCGACCAAGAUUCAGCCAUAUAUUUAUUCUCCCGCCUUCAUUCGAGCAUUGAAAGUCCUCCUCGUUUUGGGUAUUGUACGCGGGGUCAAUAACAAGUUAUCUCAGCUUGUGUUGAAUAAUUGGAAAAGCAAUGCGAAAUUUAUUAAGAGUCAGGAGGUUGUCUUAAUUACGGGUGGUUCGAGUGGGAUAGGAGAAUCAAUGGCAAGAGAGUUCUCAUCUAAAGGGGUUAAGGUUGUGGUAAUGGAUGUGAACCCUCCAAAGAUGCCAUUUCCAUCAAACGUCUUCUAUUAUCGAGUUGAUAUAACAUCACCAUCCCAAAUUGCCUCUGCAGCUUCCGAAAUAAGGAAAAGUCAUGGAGAUCCUACCGUGCUCAUUAACAAUGCCGGAAUUGGUACUCUCAUGCCCAUUCUAGAAGGCAGUGAAGCACAAACCCGAAAGACAUUCGAGGUUAAUACAGUAUCCCAUUUCUUCAUGGCUAGAGAAUUCGUCCCGGCGAUGAUCCAGAAGAACCAUGGUCACAUAGUGACGAUUGCCUCUUUAGCAAGUUACCUAGUGCACGCUGCCAAUGUAGAUUACUCCUGUUCAAAAGCAAGUGCUCUCGCGUUUCAUGAAGGACUUGCAUCAGAACUGAAAGCUCUAUACAACGCGCCCAAUAUUCGAACCACUGUUGUCAAUCCAGGAUGGGUUCGGACACCAUUGGCCGAGGAUGUUAUCUCGCAAGCCAGCUUCAAAGGUCCAUAUCUCCAACCUGAAACCAUUUCUAAUGCUGUUGUUGAUCAAGUGUUGGCGGGAAGAAGUGGCCAAAUCAUCUUACCUAAGAAUAUGAGCAUCUUAGGCACAAUCCGAGGAUGGCCAUGGUGGCUCCAAACCUCGGUGCGAAAUAUGAUAGCUCGAGAAUUGAACUUUGGUCAAACGCAGUCUGACCCGGCAGUAUAA